CAUAAAAGUUCAUUCAUCUCAACAAAUUAUAAAUAUAAAAAGUUCAAAUCCUUGAAUUCAACUUGAUUAAAUAGCACUAAUUCAAUUUGAGGCAGCCCACUUAUGGUUGCAAGUCCUUAGGUGUCCAAUGUCCAUCCCUUAUUCAAGUUAAAUUUCUAAAUUUCUAGUACACAGCUAUAUAAUCUGUCAAUCAAUUAUAUUGUUCAAAAUCCCCGAAGAGAGAAAAAUGAGUGAUUAUAACAUUAAGGAAGAGGCGGUAGUAGAAAAAACGAGUGAUUAUAACGUUAAGGAAGAGGUGGUGAAACAAGAAAGGUAUUACUAUGAAGAAGAAAGAGAGUUUACAAUUCACAAAACAUCAAUGUUUAGUCAAGGAGAUGGGUUUAUGAUAUAUGAUUCAAAGGGUGAUAUUAUCUUCCGUGUUCACUCAUAUGGCCCUAUUAAGCAACCUGUCAUUCUCAUGGAUCGUUUUGGCAAGCCACUCAUCACCCUUCUCCCUAAGAGGCCUACACUUCACCAUAGAUGGGAAGGAUUCAUAGGAGAGAAAACGAGGCACGAUCAACAACCACCCAUCUUCAGCAUAUGGAAGUCAAUAAAAAUGGUCGGACGACGAGGAUCUACCAUGAUAGUACAAGUGCACGAUGGAUCACAUGCAAUGUACGAGAUCGAGGGAUGUUUCAAUGAGAGAAGUUGCAACGUAUAUUAUUAUUUGUCCGAUGAUCAUACCAUAUCUGAAAAAUUCUUAGUUGCAGAAAUCAAAAGGAAGGUGGAGCUCACUAGAAAUAUAAUGUUAGGGAAAGAUGUUUUCAGUUUGAAUGUCAAAGCUGGGUUUGAUGCUGCUUUUGCUAUGGCCUUGGUUUUAGCACUUGAUAGAAUUGAUGGUGAUGUUGACGAUGAUGUUUCAAUUGAUCCCCUAUGAAAUGUCACCAAGUUACCGAUGAUGUUUUGGCUAGGGGUUAAGUCCAUUUGGAGGUUUUUGUAUGAUAGGUCACAAGUCUGAAUUCAUCUUUCUAGCUCCAUUUGCAAUUUGUAUUGCAUUUCCGACUCAUUCACACAUACACAAAAAUGUCAGCUAAUAUAUUUGUAUCAUGUGAGAUUAGGACUUUAGGAAUGGAAAAUUCCUUAAAAGGUGUGUAUAUAAAGUGUACUAGUCUUUUAUGUAUGCGAUUCGUGUGUGAUUUAUAGAAUCCAGGUAUGUUAAUUAACAUUAAGAAAUUAUUAUUUCUUAUCGUAGAA
Messenger RNA from Spinacia oleracea (spinach), 1233 nucleotides. Its product is annotated as protein LURP-one-related 12-like. The record is from RefSeq and is a predicted model, not a curated record. Bases 227 to 916 code for a protein of 229 amino acids. Lineage: Eukaryota; Viridiplantae; Streptophyta; Magnoliopsida; Caryophyllales; Amaranthaceae. The transcript has 2 exons.